AUGACCAUUGUCGCCGUCGCAACCCAGGCAGCAGGCAGAUAUUGCGAGGAGUCCUUGAGUCCGGUGUUCUCACAUGUCUGGACCCUGGUCAUCGAGUCUAUCGCUGUCUCAAUUGCAAUGUACUGCCUGAUUCAAUUCUACUUUCAGAUCCGUCAUGAUGUUGCGCAAUACUCGCCUUUCUUGAAGAUCCUCGCCAUUAAACUGGUCAUUUUCCUGUCUUUCUGGCAGAGUACUGUGAUCUCCUUCCUUACCUCUUCCGGCGCCAUCAGUGCUAGUGAGAAAGUGGGGACGCAGGACCUGAAGAUUGGAAUUCCGAACCUGCUUAUCUGCAUAGAGAUGGCCAUGUUCUCGAUUCUGCACCUCUGGGCUUUCCCAUGGCGGCCCUAUACCCUUGCCAACCAGCAGGCCGGCGAGCAUCCCGAGUACGUUGGAGGCAAGGUUGCUUAUCACGGGGGACCGCUAGGAAUAAAGGCUUUUAUUGAUGCGCUUAACCCUUGGGAUUUGGUGAAGGCACUGGGCCGUGGCGUCCGGUGGCUAUUCGUUGGUCGGAAAUACAGGAUGCAAGAUCCCAGCUACAUGGGUCACACUGAAGGAUCUUACUCGCUCAAACCAUCAGACGGAAGUGUUCCGGGAACAAGCAUCCCCGGGCCGAAUGUCACCGCGUACGAAGGCGCAGGUGGUGUUCUCGCAUCUAGCAGACCAGGUCGCGGUUAUCAGGCUUCCCCCGACGAAGAGGGCGCAGAGCUUCUGUCCAAUGCACAACCAAACCCAUCUUCAUCAUACCCAUCGCACUCGUCUGGCGACAUCGGAUUGGCCUCAACUUAUUAUGAGGAGGAACACAAUGGGCGCUUCUACAGUCAUCCAUACGACGACGGAUCUUUCACAAACCUUCGACCUGUUUCCCCUCAACCUUACCAACCGUAUAGCAUGCAUCAUAGUCCUUAUCAAGCUCCGCUAGACGGACGGGAGCAAUCGCAGACAGGGGUAUAUCCGCCAGGCUAUCACCCUGAAGAGGUACCUAUGCCCCCAGCCAGGCAUAUGCCAGCGCCGUAUCUUCCACCACCGCCGGACGACCAUGAUCACAACAAUCGGAUACGAUAA
This is a messenger RNA of Rasamsonia emersonii CBS 393.64, 1101 nucleotides long. Its product is annotated as DUF300 domain protein. Gene Ontology annotation, biological process: transport. NCBI's taxonomy places the organism in Eukaryota, Fungi, Ascomycota, Eurotiomycetes, Eurotiales, Trichocomaceae. Bases 1 to 1101 code for a protein of 366 amino acids. Gene Ontology annotation, molecular function: transporter activity. The record is from RefSeq and is a predicted model, not a curated record. The transcript has 3 exons.